UGCACUGAAGGUUUAGUACAAGCGGGACGGUUCUACUGCGGGACAGUCUUCACUGUCAACUAACUGUGAAUUUGUACUGAACAGUCUUCAUCCAGAUGACCGUGACUCGAGAACGGCCGUUGACCUACGCCAAAAUGAGAGCGCUUGUGUCGUUUUUCUCAGCUCUGCUCAAAGGGAAAAAAGUUGGCUUCAGUGACUUCUUACACAAACGUCUUUCCAGUCAACAUCUAUGCCAACACCUGGACCCCCAGCAAAUCCUGCAGCCACAGUGCAAGCUGAGAGGAGAGGAGGGGGACGAAGGCACAGUGUGUCUUUUCUCUCCUCAGGGCUCAGAGAACACGCAAACCUCACAAACGAAACCCUCAGAUUUUGACUACCUCAAAGUCAUUGGCAAAGGAAGCUUUGGAAAGGUGUUGCUGGCAAGACACAGACAAUAUGGACGCUACUAUGCUGUGAAAGUGCUGCAGAAACAGAUUGCCAAAAGGAAAGAGAAGCAUGUGAUGGUUGAGAGAAGCGUACUACUGAAGGGACUACAUCAUCCAUUCCUGGUGGGGCUCCACUUCUCUUUCCAGACACCAAAUGCUCUCUACUUUGUCCUGGACUACGUUAAUGGAGGGGAGCUUUUCUACCACCUUCAGAGGGUGGGGAAAUUUCCUGAACCCAGGGCUGCUUUCUAUGCUGCAGAGAUGGCCAUGGCACUGGGCUACCUCCACUCUCUUGACAUCGCUUACAGAGAUCUCAAACCAGAGAACAUCCUGCUGGACAGUGAGGGUCAUGUGAUGCUGACAGACUUUGGGCUUUGUAAAGAAGGCGUGGCCAUAGGCGGGAUCAUGCAUACAUUCUGUGGGACUCCUGAGUACCUCGCUCCUGAGGUGCUACAAGGCCGCCCAUACAGUCCAGCAGUGGACUGGUGGGGCCUCGGCACUGUGCUUUUUGAGAUGCUGUAUGGACGGCCUCCAUUUUAUAGCCAUAGCAAAGCAAGGAUGUUUGAGAACAUAAUUCACGCUCCUCUGCAGCUGCGUAGUGGGGUGUCUAGGGCUACCCGCUCACUGUUGAAAGGAUUGCUGGAAAGAGACGUCUCCAAACGCUUAGGGGCGAGCCGUGACCUUGUGGAGCUGCAGGAACAUCCCUUCUUUGCAUCCAUUAACUGGGACGACCUCCUGGCCAGGAAAGUUAGACCUCCGUUCAUCCCAAAAGUGAAUGGUCCCUGUGAUGUCAGCUACAUCGACCCCGUGUUCACGCUACAACCUGUCCCUGCCUCCGUGAAUGAGAGGUGCCAGGCAGGCGGGGGCAGGAGCAGCGAGGCCUUUCAAGGAUUCUCCUUCACGAACCCAGCAGAGUACGUGGCAGCAGAGCCGGGUUCAUAACAACGCCAAAUCCUCUGGGAGCAUGUUUGUUCAAAUAUUUAUUUUUUAUGUCAUACAUUUUUAAAUCAAUGUCUAUUUUUAAACAUUCAAGCAAAAAAUUCUUACACUAACACAGUAACAUUGGUUUCGCUACCAAAUUAUAGCAUAUUUUUAAGUUAUGUUAAGUAUCAAUGUGAAAUAGGCUGGACCUAGCUACCUCUAUGUGUUGAAUGAUGAAACAAUAAACACUCAAUCUGAA
Messenger RNA from Micropterus dolomieu (smallmouth bass), 1605 nucleotides. RefSeq names its product serum/glucocorticoid regulated kinase 2b (gene sgk2b). The transcript has 12 exons. The record is from RefSeq and is a predicted model, not a curated record. Lineage: Eukaryota; Metazoa; Chordata; Actinopteri; Centrarchiformes; Centrarchidae. Gene Ontology annotation, molecular function: ATP binding; protein serine/threonine kinase activity. The coding region runs from base 96 to 1367 and encodes 423 amino acids. Gene Ontology annotation, biological process: protein phosphorylation.